AUGGAGGCGCCGUUUGAGACGGUUGACAAGUUCGAGUCGUCGGACAGUAGCACGCUAGCCGUGGCUUCGGAUCUGGUCGGGACACUGUUGCGGUCACGCAGCUCGUUCCCAUACUACGCGCUGGUGGCGUUUGAGGCCCACGGCUUAGCAAGGCUGCUGCUCCUGUUACUCCUCGCGCCUCUCGCGGUGGCGCUGGAGUAUGCCGUUUCGGAGGAUGCCGGAGUGAAGGUGCUCGUCUUCGCAACCACGGCAGGCGUGCGGAUGUCGGUAAUUGAGUCAGCUGCGCGCGCCGUUCUGCCGCACUUCUUUGCUACCGAUGUCCAUCCGGGAUCAUGGAGAGUGUUUUCGGCAUGCGCGCGGCAACGCGUCGUGCUCACGGCCAUGCCGCGGGUCAUGGUGGAGCCGUUCCUCAAGGAGUGCCUUGGCGCCGACACUGUGGUGGGCACCGAGCUCUCCACAUGGCGUGGGCUGGCCACAGGGAUGGUGGACGCCCACCGUGGGGUGCUUGCCGGAACCCGCAAAGCCGAGGCAUUGCGGCAGAUCUUCCACGACGGUGAUAUGCCAGACGUCGGUCUUGCCAACCACGGCUCCGACCACCCAUUCCUUAGCAUAUGCAAGGCAGCAUACAUCUUAAAGGCGGCUCCAGUGGAGGCCGUGAACAUGAACCAGCUGCGGAAACCGGUCAUCUUCCACGACGGCCGCCUCGUGCCCCAUCCAACCCCUCUCGUCGCUCUACUCAUCCUGCUGUGGUUCCCGGUCGGAUUCAUGCUCGCCUGCCUCCGCAUCGCUGCCGGCGCUCUACUACCCAUGUCAUGGGUCUACUAUGCUUUCUGGGCGCUGGGCGUGCGCGUGGUAGUCAGAGGCACGCCCCCAUUACAGGCGCGCCGUUCGACGGGGCGCAAGGGGGUGCUGUUUGUUAUGUCGCACCGUACGCUGCUUGACCCAAUCUUCCUCUCGGCUGCUAUCGGCCGGCCGGUUGCGGCUGUCACCUAUUCGCUCUCUCGGCUCUCUGAAUUCCUGUCGCCGAUCAGGACAGUACAACUCAGCCGCAAUCGUGCAACAGAUGCCGCCAUGAUCAAGAGGCUCAUAGCGGAUGGCGACCUCGCCAUUUGCCCCGAGGGGACGACAUGCCGGGAACCCUUCCUUUUGAGGUUCUCAGCGUUAUUCGCUGAGCUUACCGACGAGGUGGUGCCGGUGGCGAUAGAGGCCCAUAUGGGUAUGUUCCACGGCACGUCCGCGAGGGGUUGGAAGGUUAUGGAUCCCUUCUACUUCUUCAUGAACCCAUGUCCAAUGUACACGGUAACAUUCCUGAGCAAGCUACCCACGGAGCAUACAUGUGGCGGCGGAGGCAAGUCCAGCCACGAGGUGGCCAACUACAUACAACAGCUCAUUGGUGCCACACUCUCCUAUGAGUGCACAAGCCUCACAAGGAAGGACAAGUACAUGGAACUCGCAGGCAAUGAAGGCGUCACCGCUGUCAAGUCACCGACACUGCCUGACAGUUAUGGCGUCGUUGCUGUCAAUCCUGAAGAGCGUCGUAAGAGGUCUUGCAUUUAUUUGGUCUAUAAACCUCAAUUUUAAAUUGUUAAUACUUACUCGUAAUAUGUACUAAAAUAAUUCCUCGCACUCUUUAGUACACAAGUCCCAUAAAAAUAUGUACUCCAAGCCUGUCAUAAGGGAGUAUGAUAGA
Triticum dicoccoides is the source of this 1690-nucleotide messenger RNA. Its product is annotated as glycerol-3-phosphate acyltransferase RAM2-like. Gene Ontology annotation, cellular component: membrane. Lineage: Eukaryota; Viridiplantae; Streptophyta; Magnoliopsida; Poales; Poaceae. The coding region runs from base 1 to 1581 and encodes 526 amino acids. The record is from RefSeq and is a predicted model, not a curated record. The transcript has 2 exons. Gene Ontology annotation, molecular function: phosphatase activity; glycerol-3-phosphate 2-O-acyltransferase activity. Gene Ontology annotation, biological process: cutin biosynthetic process.